Oldenlandia corymbosa var. corymbosa is the source of this 690-nucleotide messenger RNA. The record is from the annotation of a GenBank genome assembly. NCBI's taxonomy places the organism in Eukaryota, Viridiplantae, Streptophyta, Magnoliopsida, Gentianales, Rubiaceae.
AUGUCGUCUCUGAGGAAUGCUCUCCCGAGGAGAGCUCAUAAAGAACGGGCACAGCCGCAAGCUAGGAAGAAAUUUGGACUUCUAGAAAAGCACAAGGACUAUGUUACUCGUGCAAAGGCUUACCACAAAAAAGAGCAGACUUUACAGAAACUCAAAGAAAAAGCGGCAUUUAGGAACCCAGAUGAGUUCUACUUUAAGAUGACAAGAACCAAGACUGUGAAUGGAGUUCAUAUGCCUGAGAACGAGGCUAAUAAGUACACUCCUGAAGAACUCAUGUUGAUGAAAACCCAGGAUAUGGGCUACCUUUUGCAGAAAAUUCAAAGUGAAAAAAGUAAAAUUGAAAGACUUGCUGGAGAGUUACAUUCUCUGGAUAAUCUGCCGUCAAAGGGGCAUGUUUAUUAUGCUGAAGAUAGGGAAGAGGCAAAAGAACUGCAGUUCAGAACAUCGUCAGACACCCCAGUGUCUGCAUCUGAGAACUUGCCUGCUCGUAUAAAGCGGGCGACAGCUGCUUCCUAUAGGCACCUGGAGAGUUCAAAAAGUAGAGUACGUGACUUGGAGAAAUUGUACAUGGAUAUGGCCAUGCAAAAGGAAUUACAGAAAAAGGGCAGGAAGAGGAAACUUCGUGAAGACGAAGUUAUCUCCCCAACAAGCAAACCUGUGUUUAAAUGGCGCCCGGAAAGAAAAAGAUGA